AAUUGUCUUACUGAACGUUUCAAAUAAACCUUGAAAUUUAUCACUGUUGGCAUUUCAUUCUUUUUCAUAGAAGUCUCUACAGGAAAUCAGCCUAACUAGGCUGAAAAGGAUCUCGUCUGGGAGAACUGUUCUUCAAAAGAUGUCGAUUCGUCUUUACGAUUCAAAACUCGAAGAAGAUGGAUUGCGCACUUAUGUAUUUAUCGUCGAGAAAUUUUCUUCAAUUGGUUCCGAAAUCUACUCAAAACCUUUUCACUUCGCUGGUCAUCGUUGGAAAAUCCAGGCUGGGAUUAAAGAAAAGCACUUUGGAGCGUUUUUACGCUGGUUGAGCGGUGGGGAACACAGUAAGGGUGUGAAAUGCAAGGUGAACUUCACGUUGGGCGUUUUAAACAAGGGGGAGAUUUCAAAGUCAAUUCGUCGCGGGAAUAUGACAGAUAAGCCCGACGAAUUUACAAAAUCAGGAUGUGGUAUUGGCUGGGGAAAGUUGGCCUCUCUUGAAGAUCUCGAGAGUGAUCGUAAUUUCAUAACAGACGAUACGAUCUUGGUUGAACUGCAUUGUCGUUUAGACGAGACGACAUUUGAGAACAGGUUACCGUGCGCGGCGAAAGCUGGGGAUAAGUUCAUAAAGAGCUCAAUGUUUUCAUUCUGCAAUAGUCGUUGGUCCAUUAUCAUGUUUCCUAAUGGACCGCCAAGUAAGAAUGACGUCCCGCCUCAAAACGACAACGUCGCUGUUUAUCUGCAUUGCGAAGACGUCGGAUUGCUUCGUUACAAGGUCGGCUUCUCGUUUCACGCUCGUAGCAGGCUCGCAAAGCAACGGCAAAUCACGUAUAACUUUUUCGAUACUUCUCACGAUACGUCUUGCAACGCUUUUGGUAUCGAGCAAUUUAUGCCUUCAAAGGAACUCAAAAGAAUCGCAAAGAAUGGAAAGGUUAAGAUCAAAGUCAAAAUCAAAUUCAUGGAACCAUACUUCUAUCUUGCGCUUGAUCCAGCGAACUUGAAGAACACAGAGGGAAAGAUGUGUACACGUGAGGACUUGGUGGAUCAAUGUAAUAACCCUCUUGCCUUGACCCUCGAAACGUCCCGAGACGAGAAGCUCGUUUUCAAAUUGAAAUAUGAUCCGCAAUUUGAGAACGAGGCUCUGGAUGAGAUGCCGUAUUUUAAGAAGAUUUUUUGGCGAGCUGUUCUCAACUCGUUCGAGGAUGAUUCCGAAACGGUCGUCGUGUCGUCGUCGUCGGAAGCCGGGAAGAGUUCGUUUUGUUACAGCGAAGCCGAGUGCUCGAUUGCAUCCAGUUUAGAUAUCAGAAAGAUUGAAGAACGAGGUAGUGUGUUCCUGGACGAAGAAGAUAUGCUGAGUGUUCAUGUUUUUAUCGACGAUGCAAAUCUUGUUUAUGAUCCAUUGCUUGAUCCUCUCACGAAACAGAGCGUCUCAAAGUUGAGGGAAGAGAAAGACCAAAGAUUGAGGAAUUUGGAACGAGAAUGUGAAAGUUUCAUCGAAAACACAAUGGCGGAGAAAGAUGUGAUCAUAUCAGAACAGGAGGAGCUUUUGGAAGAACGCGAUUGUAUUAUCAGUAAACAAGAGGGACAUAUCGCUGGCUUGAAAACAGAAAUGGAAGACAACGAUAAAUAUUUGAGUGAACUUGUUGACGGUAAAGAUGAGGGUGAAGCGAGCAAACUCCUCAAACGUAGUCUUCGACAAUUGAUCAAAAAUGCGAAACCGUCAAAAGACGAAAUAAAAGCACAGAAAACGGUCGAGAAGAAACUCAGCAAAUUCCUGAAGAAAAAGCUACCAUUUAACAUCAGUCGUGUGUCAGCUGUGGGUUCUUAUGGACAGAAAACCACGUUAAAAGGAUUGAGAGAGUGUGGUCUUGCCAUUGCUAUUCAAGAUCUUCCUCGCACAGAACAUGAUAGCUGGCUACCAACGAUCGUGGGCACCAUUAAGACAUUACUCAAUCAACGUGAUAAAAGCGACAGCACGAUACCACCAUGUUCUGAGUUCAACACCACAUCAUCGACCGUCAAUUUCAGAUGUGCUGACGUCGAUGUUGAACUCACACCAAUCAAUGACUGGGAAAAUAAUGGUGGCUUCCAGGCCCUUUAUCAAAUGAGCCUGAAACAGAGCGCUGACGUGCAAGUUCAUUACAACAACAACGUAUGUGAACUUCAAGCAGCAUUUAUCGCCAAUCAACCUGAGAAGUGUAAAGAUUUGAUACGAGUUGUGAAGAAGUGGAGCCGUGAUAUUGAAUGGGAUCCUGGGACCAAACCAAGCGACUAUCUUCUGUCAUUACUCGUUGUUCAAGCCUACGAGAUCGUGCAACCAGACAUGGUCGAGCAGUCGUCGGCAGAUCUCGACGUGUUGUUGGAGAUGGCUGAUAUAGUAAAUGACAGUAACCUCGAAUUAUCCUGGGACACGGACAACUACAUCUCUGCGCAGUAUCCGCGGCAGUUCUUCCCCAAACCCUUCACACAACCUAUCGUCCAGGACCCCGCUAUCCCCACCCACAACGUGGCCGAGUCAGGCAUGGAGGAUUGGAAAGAAUUUCGAAAAAGGUUCAAGGAAUGGGUUAUCUCAUUGACUCCUUGAUAAAGUUUCAAAUACCAUUGUAUCCAAUCUUGUUUCAUCGGUAUUCAGACAAGAUUUCCUGGGGUUUUCUCCGAAUCAGAUUUUAGUUGGAAAAUCAGGGGGGUUAAUUUAGUAGAUUGAGAAAUCAGGGGGAGGUAGAAUUUAGCCAAAAUUGACAAGGUAGUCUUUUCUCUCAACAAAAUAUCUUUAUUUAUAACUCUUCUGUUUUGGUAGUUUUGUUUAUUGAUAAAUAGAGAUUAAAAGACGUGAAAUAUUUCUCUAUGUUGCU
Messenger RNA from Dendronephthya gigantea, 2846 nucleotides. RefSeq lists its product as uncharacterized. Gene Ontology annotation, cellular component: membrane; cytosol; nucleoplasm. The transcript is spliced from 10 exons. Gene Ontology annotation, biological process: regulation of ribonuclease activity. Lineage: Eukaryota; Metazoa; Cnidaria; Anthozoa; Malacalcyonacea; Nephtheidae. The record is from RefSeq and is a predicted model, not a curated record. The coding region runs from base 140 to 2578 and encodes 812 amino acids. Gene Ontology annotation, molecular function: protein binding; double-stranded RNA binding; 2'-5'-oligoadenylate synthetase activity.